Messenger RNA from Diospyros lotus (date-plum), 1438 nucleotides. RefSeq names its product zinc-finger homeodomain protein 9-like. The record is from RefSeq and is a predicted model, not a curated record. The transcript has a single exon. Gene Ontology annotation, cellular component: nucleus. Gene Ontology annotation, molecular function: transcription cis-regulatory region binding; DNA-binding transcription factor activity. NCBI's taxonomy places the organism in Eukaryota, Viridiplantae, Streptophyta, Magnoliopsida, Ericales, Ebenaceae. Bases 218 to 1216 code for a protein of 332 amino acids. Gene Ontology annotation, biological process: regulation of DNA-templated transcription; regulation of developmental process.
UACAGUCAGCAGUAGUAGAGCUCAAUCAUCAUCAUCAUCUCUCCCCCCGAUCGCUUUUCUCUUUCUAAGCUCCUCCUCCUCCUCCUCCUCCCCUUCUCUUCCUCCGAUAAAAAAAAGUACGCGCUCUAUUUCCUCCAAAACCCUAACCCCAAAUCUAAUCACCUGUUAAGGGAGGACUGAGGUGGGUUAUAGGCGCUAGCUGUUUGAUGUUUCAUCCAUGGACAUAUCCACCACCGCCGCCGCCGCCGCCAGUGUGAAGACACCCGAGGCUGAGACCGAAGCGCCCACUCGGAUCCAACCCAGCAAGCCUCUGCCCCUCACCAACGGCGUGCUCAAGCGCCACCAGCCUUACCACCACCUCAACGGCCCGCCUCCCCUCGUAAUUACUUACAAGGAAUGUCUGAAGAACCACGCCGCCAGUCUUGGCCGCCACGCCGUCGACGGCUGCGGCGAGUUCAUGCCUUCCCCCACCGCUAACCCCAACGACCCGACUUCUAUAAAAUGCGCCGCCUGCGGCUGCCACCGCAACUUCCACCGCCGCGAGCCCGAUGAGCAGCCUCCUCCUUCCGCUGCCGCCGCGGCCCAGCACUUUAUCGAGUACCAGCCACAUCACCGCCACCACCCGCCUCCUCCGCCGCCGUGCGGAGGCCACAGCAGCCCGAAUUCAGCAUCUCCGCCGCCGAUCUCUUCGUCCUACUACCCCUCCGCGCCCCACAUGCUCCUGGCCCUAAGCGCCGGUUUGGCGGGCCCACUGCCGGAAAAUAACCCGUCCAUCGUGACGCCCACUGGCACGGCAGUGGCCCUGACCCCCAACACGGCCAGCCGGAAGCGUUUCAGAACGAAAUUCACCCAGGAUCAGAAGGACAGGAUGUACGAAUUGGCGGAGAGAGUGGGAUGGAAGAUGCAGAAGAAAGACGAGGUGUUGGUGUCCGACUUCUGCAGCGAUCUCGGCGUGGACAAAGGCGUGUUCAAGGUUUGGAUGCACAACAACAAGAACACUUACGGUAAGAGAGAUUCGAACCUCGACGCCGCCGGCAACAGCAAUGGUAUUGAUCCUGUUUUUGGAAUUGAUAUUGGGGGCACGAAUAAUCUUGAAAGCAACAAUGACGAUAACAACAACGGCCACAACUAUCCUGAAAACCUUAGUAACCACCGAAACAACGAUAGUGUUAGUGCACUUGUAGUUGCAACUAAUGGGUCUUCUUCUUCUUCUUGAUCUGGAGGAUAAAAUAAGCAUCUGCAGAUAGUAGCACCGGAGAGAGUGGCCCCUUUUAGUUUCUUUCUCAUUAAUUUGUUUUUGAUCUUGCUUAAUUAGUUAAUCAAUGACAAGUGAUCCAUCACCUCGUUGAAGACAAGGCAACAAUAUUGGAGAGACUGCUCCUUAGGAUUUUACUUUGUUAAUGUCAUAUACCGUUUAAUAUUGCAUUUCCCUUAAUUU